UCGGAGGGUGCUCCUAAAAGCAUACUGUUGAGUUCAACGAUGAUGCAAAGCCGUGCCGAAUGUGGUUCGACAGCUCGAACUGAACUUUUCGGAAGUUUGUCGGAAUUCAAUAAAAACCGAAAUCAAACCACUAGCGAAGCACAAUACCGUCUCCCAUUGCGAAACGUUGAAAAUGUUCCGAACAGCAGUAAUGCGUUGCGAAACGCACCAUAUGUAAGAAUUGUCAGAAAUGUACAACAGGCAGAAAUUGUACCACUCUUGUCUAUGAUACGUAAUACAUCAAAUGUACCAAAUGUACUUAGAGUUAAAGGUGUAGCAAAUGUAUCAAAAGUGCUAAAUACACCAUUCUUACGGUACGGCAUGCCAAAUGCAUUGAAUGCACCAUCAACCCCGAAUGUCCAGAAUGCGCAAGAUGUGUCAAAUGUAACAAGUUUAGGGAAUGAAACAAUUGCAUCCAAUACAGCAAAUGUACAGCCGGUGAUGAUAGCGAAUGUUGAAGGACAGUUUUCGACCACACGGAUUCAGCAGGAAAGCCGAUUUCUUCCGUUGGGCGCAGAAUUUUCAGAGACAAUCGAGGCAUCGAAGAGCAGAAACAAAGCUCGACGGAACGGCAACCUGUCACGUUGGAGGAAAAUGAUGGAAGAGAAAUGCGCGCAAGCCAUCAACAAUGCAGAGGCACAACCACCGAAUAACAGUGAAGCGAAAGCAUUCUCGUACCGAGAGUUUCCUAUGGAUUUUGGGUCACCAGUUGAACAACAGAUUAAAAAUGUUGUACCGGUAGCUUCAACGCAACCCGUGGUGCAUCAACUCGGAUCAAACACGACACAGCAAAAAAACCCACAGGUUCCCGUCAUCAGAGCUGCAAUCAGCACGGUAGUUGUGCCCAGUGACAAUGCGUUGACACCGAAACCUGGGAUGUCCUGUCGCGAAUACUACGAAGGAUUGUAUGGCGGGCAACACGGUAAAGCGCAAAUAUGGAGUGGUUCGACAAAGGAGAGCUAUGAGUAUUUACCCGGAUCAGACGUUAUCAACGCGGCGGUGAACGGCGUUCCCAACACCAUGAUGAAUGUCUGCUUCGUAUCGCGUGAUGGAGGAAAAACUUACGCUCUUGAAGACAGAAACAAGUGGCCGCCGGGAACAUUUGGACCUCCUUACGAUCAGCCAACGCCGGACCCGAACGCUCCGGUUUACAAACCGCACAUUAUAAAUUGGAAGAGUCUGUACUGUCCAACUUGUAAGAAAUGGUUCUUGCGUGUUGGAGAGCUCGCUGAGCACAACGAAACGGUUCACGGACUACCGAAACCUUUUCACUGCUCGAGGUGCGAUCUACGUUUCGGUACAUUCUUGGAUAUGAGUGAGCACGUUUUGGAGCAUUUAGUUGACCCCAACUCUUUUUGGUGCAGUAAUUGUCCACAAAGGUUCCUAAGUUCCGAAGAUCGGGAAAAACACUGGAUCAAGAAACAUCGAAAGCCGUCCAUUUUCUGCCGGUAUUGUGGCAAAGGAACUAGGCCGAGUGAGCUGGGUGCUCAUCAUCAUGCCCACGAAGUACUUAUGCGAUGGAUGGGGGUGGAAGAACCGAGGAAAUAUAUGGAUUCAGCCACCGAGGACGAGGAAUCGGAUGGUUUUGAAGGUUAACAUUUGAACCUUGAUUACAGGGAAUAGGCAUUUUAAGCAUUUUAUCAAAUGCUUUUCGAUCUAGCAAAGGAAAGAAGGAAUCGAAUUUCGAGCAAUAUCGUUGUGUUCAUUCAAGUUUUCUCACAAUUAAGUAAAAAAAAAAUCAUGCUGCAUUGCUGCAAACAGUGCGAUAAUAACUAAGAGGCGAAAAGAAUAGAGGGUAUUC
Molecule: messenger RNA, 1840 nt
Organism: Uranotaenia lowii
Lineage: Eukaryota; Metazoa; Arthropoda; Insecta; Diptera; Culicidae
Exons: 3
Coding region: 40-1635 (531 amino acids)
Source: RefSeq, a predicted model, not a curated record